Messenger RNA from Hevea brasiliensis (rubber tree), 798 nucleotides. Its product is annotated as transcription factor bHLH140. Gene Ontology annotation, molecular function: DNA-binding transcription factor activity; protein dimerization activity. Bases 177 to 653 code for a protein of 158 amino acids. The transcript has a single exon. Gene Ontology annotation, biological process: regulation of DNA-templated transcription. NCBI's taxonomy places the organism in Eukaryota, Viridiplantae, Streptophyta, Magnoliopsida, Malpighiales, Euphorbiaceae. The record is from RefSeq and is a predicted model, not a curated record.
UGCGCCAAAGAUUAGCUGACUCAUGUGAUGACACGUCCUUUACUCAUUUGAAAUAGACGUAGCACAUGUUGCUUUCUCUAUAUAUAGUCUUACCUGAACCAACGACCCCUCCCAAGUUCAAUCUAUACUUCGUUGCUUAGUGCUAGUGAUCAUAGUCAUUAUCGAGUCUUGGUCUGAUGGACUAUUUUUCUACUACAAACCCUAGCUCUUCUGGGUCUACUUCAGUGCCAAAUAAGGGCAAAGAGAAGAAGAAAUGUGGCAAGAGAGGCAACAGUGGGGUGAAGCUGUCGACUGACCCCCAAAGUGUUGCUGCCAGGGAAAGAAGACACCGUAUCAGCGAUCGGUUCAAGAUCUUGCAGAGUCUGGUUCCUGGUGGGAGUAAGAUGGACACAGUAUCCAUGUUAGAGGAGGCCAUUAACUAUGUUAAGUUCUUGAAGACUCAGAUAUUGCUUCACCAAACUAUAAUGGAUUUUAUGGAUGACGACCCGUAUCUUUACCUCCCUGCUGCUGGUUCCUUUCCCUCUCAGCAACCUUCAUACUUGGACGCCAACUUUGCAGCUGGAGUGCAACCAGCAACUCCACUGCCGUUCCCUGACUCUUUCUUCCAGGGAGAUGAAGAGGUCCAGAAUCAUGAACCUUUCGAUCAAAACUAGUCUGCUUUUUCUUACUGUAUGUGUGGGGAUGGAUAGGAAUGCGUGUGUGGUGUUAUAAUGCUUAUUUUGUAUUGGCAAGUCAAGGUUGGCUGCAGUUGUAAUGGGGUUUAACAAUUUAUGAAUGUAUAAUUAAGAAAUUAAUUAA